AUGGAAACUUACUUCAUUUUGCUUCGACAAUUCGAGUCAAAUAAACGACUCAUGCGAUCAGACGUCAGUGGUAAAAUUACAUUUAAUGUAGGCCUAUAUAGACUUUUAGAAUCUUAUAAACGGAACGAGGACAUGUUAAUCGAGGAAAAGGCUGCUUCUCUUGGACUUGCACAUAAAGUGAAACUUUAUCCUGACAAGCUUAGAGUAGACGCUUCUAUAAUUAAAGAAUGGUUUGAUUUGCCAGUAAAAAAGAUAAUAUCACAUGUUAAAGAUAUUCUUGCUGAGCCAAAUAUGAAGAAUGUCAAAACUAUUAUGUUAGUUGGAGGGUUUGGUGAAAGUGACAUAGUUUAUGAAGCAAUGCGAGCAACCUUUGAAAACACCCACACAAUUAUAAGGCCGCAUGAAGCAAGUUUAGCAGUCCUUAAAGGAGCCGUACGAUUUGGUCAUAUUCCAGAUAUAAUUCGUAACAGAAUCAUGACCGCUACAUAUGGCAUUCACAUGACAAAGUAUUUUGAUAAGGAUAAACAUCCUUCUUCGAAAUUAAUAAUACUGAAUAACAAAGAAAUGGUUGACGACAUAUUUUGCAUUUUUGUUCGCAAAGACGAUAGUAUAGAAUUAGGCAAACAAAUACGCAAAACAUUUACUCCAAAUGAUCUUCAAAAAUCGAGUGUAUCUAUAUAUAAAUCAACAAAACUUGAUCCGGAAUAUGUAACAGAUGAAGGGUGUACAAAACUUGGUGCACUGACUAUAGAACAUCCAGAGGGAAAAACAUUCGAAGACAAGAAAUUUGAUACAACAUUUGUGUUCGGUGACACGGAGCUAUUUGUAAAGGUGAAGAUUAAAAAAACAGGACAGGAAUUUGAUAAAUAUAUUAAUUGUUUAGAACAGUAA
Ruditapes philippinarum (Manila clam) is the source of this 891-nucleotide messenger RNA. Its product is annotated as heat shock 70 kDa protein 12B-like. Lineage: Eukaryota; Metazoa; Mollusca; Bivalvia; Venerida; Veneridae. The record is from RefSeq and is a predicted model, not a curated record. The transcript has a single exon. Bases 1 to 891 code for a protein of 296 amino acids.